AUGCAGCAACGCGUUCACGAGGACUUGAUUCGUGAAGAGGAUACGAGGCGAGAGACGGUUUGGGGUGGCAGCGACGGAGAGGCAAAGGAAACAUCGAGCCUUGGUGAAGCAGAGGAAGAGAUGGGAACUUGGGGACGGAUAUGGGGAACCACUGGAUCGUCCCAGACUCAGGAACGGGAACGAAACACAUAUGGUUGUCCAGAAUUUCCAACGUCGACUGGGUAUACUGGGCGGGAGUACUCGGACAAGCUGGAGUUUGGGAGGAUCUUUCGGAGUGAACGGGGAGGCGGUGGGCGUGGGUCAAUCAAUGAUGUCGCAUAUCUCGACGUCGGCGAGGUUGGCAUUGGAGUUCUCAGCAAGGAAGAUGCUUCAUACGCGAUUGCAAAGCUAAUCUUCUGGUCGAUCUGA
Messenger RNA from Marasmius oreades (fairy-ring Marasmius), 408 nucleotides. RefSeq lists its product as uncharacterized. NCBI's taxonomy places the organism in Eukaryota, Fungi, Basidiomycota, Agaricomycetes, Agaricales, Marasmiaceae. The record is from RefSeq and is a predicted model, not a curated record. The transcript is spliced from 2 exons. Bases 1 to 408 code for a protein of 135 amino acids.